CUCCUUCCCUCCUUACCCUUGCCUGACCUCACCUCAUCAUCUAAUUGCUGCUGAGCUGGACUGGGCUAGCUAGGCUGGGCAUCCAUCCACUUUUUUUUACCUUUUUGUCUUUUUUUCUUUCUGGGUCCCUUUUGUCAACAGCACCAUUGCAACUCACACUGUGACCUGGACCUGCAAUCCACGCCCAAACCCACCCAUCUGUCUCCCCGUCGUCCACCACUUGACCCGCGCGACCGCUUGACCCUUUCCAAUACCAAUACCACCUCCUACCUUGACCCUUGUCCCACCCCGUAUCAUCGACCUGCGGCACGUCGUCCCGUCCUCAACCCCGUCUGGAUCCCGCGCAACUGUUCUGCUGGGACGCUCAUACACUUCCUCGCACCGACCCGGCCCCAAACUCGCGUCGAUUGACCUGCAUCUUGGAGAGCCGCGCCGCUUCGCAUCCCAUCGCAUCUCAUCGCAUUGUGCAGCGGCGGCAGGUCACGCUGGGAAAUGCGCAGCGGCCCAUCUUCGCUACUGCUGAUGCAAGGGCUGAUAUUCGGAGCCUGCAUACACCACUGCCACGACAUCGAUCACGACCACGACACCGACCCCAACAAUCACAAUCAUCUCCUCUUUUUCCUUCCCCAGAAGGACCACCACGUCCACGACAUACUGGGGAUAACACUCAACCUUCCGAGAACAACUGCCAUCUCGCCCGACACCUGAAUCACGUCGCGAUCGCAAUCAUUGCAUUCACCUACCGCCGCAUCAACCCUCGAUAGCUUGGUCGCGGACCACCUGCCCGCGUUUCCCCCGAUUCCUCGCCAAAAAUACACUUUGGCAUUCACUGCUCGUCACCCAGAUAAGGGCGGUAUCCAACACACACGUCACGCUAUCACGACACAUCGUCGCCCACGCUCACCCGAAUAUAACAUCGCCCACGCACACCAUCCACGCCCCCCGUUGUCGGCGCUGAUUGCCGCCGGCUUGAAUCAACACUUUUGUGGGCUGCGGAGAGAGCUUUGUGCUCUGCUCCGGCGCCCAUUCCAUCGUCUCUCGUGUCAACCAAAUCGACCUUGUUUGUCGUCGCCAUCGCGACCCUUUGUCGCUCAACCUUAUCCCCCGACACUCGCUAUCCAACCACCAUAUUCAUAUCUCCCCAUCCACCACCAUCGCAACGCCGCUCCAUCCCAUCCCGCCCUUUUGUCUCGCGCCCCCAACCGCGCAUAUUGCGACUCUUUUUCCUUCAUGCCCCCACGGCAUGCAAACGCCACUAAACCAUGGAAGCAGCGGCGAAGAAGGUCCAACUGCUGGCCCAGCGCAUCCUGCCCGACCGACCGCAUCAUCUCUCCGUGUCCCCCGACCAGCGAUUUCGCGUCCCACCCGAUCAUAGCAAACUCUUUGAGGAAUUCAAGUACCCGCGCCUGCAGUACAUGACGCUAUUGUCCGACGCGGAUCGCGGCAUGCUGCUCACUCGUCCAUACUAUGACAUGCGCGAAGAACCUCCGAACCUCACUGCUGCCAAGAAUUCGAACGCGAAGAUGGAGAAGAAGUCCGUGACCAAGCUGUCGCUGAGUGACUAUAAGAACAAGCAGAAGAAGGUGUCGGAUUCUCCUCCCGACUCCGGAACUACGCCGAAACCAGACACCUCCCGGAGGGAGAAGGAGGUGGCAGACGGUCGAAUGGACCGAGAAUCCAAAAAGACGGACGCAUACCGAAUACGCGAAGCGGAGGCGUCUAAGGAUGUCAAGGCGCACAGACAUCACGAAGUCGCCCACGAUGAAAGAGCGAGCAGGCUCGAGGCAAGGCCCCGGGUCGCCCAAGAAAGCAAUGAUACCCCAGAGAAGAGGAAGCGGAUCGUGGACGCCGAGAACGAGUCGCGACCCCAGAAGCGAGCGAGACCCGAAGCCAGCACCCCGCUGGACGAACGAUCGCGAACGCCCCGAGACGAUACCCCAAGAAGGAAAGAGAUGCAUUCAUCGCAGGAUCGGAUAUCCCAGAAGGAUGGCAAGCCUGGCACGGCCUCCUCGUCAUUACCCAACGGACGAUCGACUCUGAAAACAGCUCUGGGCUCGGGCUCAGGCUCAGGGCCCAUUAAGUCGCCCAUGUCGCGUGCGCGAGGCGAUUCUGUUAAUGGCAACAGACCGAGUCCCUCGGGCAGCAGGGCCAGAGCCGAUACCGCAUCGUCGAGGUCAGCAGUCCCGCCAUUGCUGUCUCCACUACAUCUACCAAAUGAGUCCGAUUCUCGUCCCAAAGACAAAUGGCGAGAUGAUGUUGGCGAGCACAGUAGACCCCCGAAGUCUCUGAAAUCGGAACCGCCACCAUCUAUCAAGAGGCCGAAAUCCCCCCUCAAGCUCCCUGCGCUCCUCUCGCCGACAUUACCCCCGAUGCUUGAGGAGGAACUUGCCCGGUUGAAAAAUACACCUACCAAAGGCUCUACCUCAAGCCAAAGAACGCAACCUCCAGAUUCCCCGACAACCGGCAAGAGGUCGCAUACUGUAGUAAAAGAAGAGGACGAGGAUCGAAAAGAGUCAAAGGAAAAGGCCAGGGACAGGCCGCGCAGGUUCAUGGUCACGCUCAAGUAUAGCAAGAAGUACACAAAGUCUGUGCAGAGACUGCUUGCCCUGCCGACCAGGAAAGAUGCGGUCAAGAAAGAGCGCUCAGUGAGUAUAGAGCCCCCGGCGCCGCCUCAGGCGCGGAAACGACCCAUGGGCAGUACCGAGAAUGUCGGCGAUUCGAUCUCGGUAAAACGACCAAGGAUGUCGGACGUCCCGGGUUCUUCUAAGCUGGUCACGCCUUCAACACCAUCAAAGGCGGCCACGUCAAUGUCGAGAGUGGCAUCGAGCAACUCGGUUAAUACUCCCGGGGACGGUAGCGGCCUAACCCCCGCUGCGCCGCCCUCGUCGGACCGUGACCGACCACAGACAAGAGACGAGAGCAGAGAUGCUGCGAACUCAUCCAAGAUCCAAGCGCUGCGGGAUCGCUCGAGCCGGUUUAGCAGGCUUGGCACCAAGUUGAAGCAUGAGCGCGACAUGCUCCUCGAGCGUAAGAACAGCGACCGCGGUGCCCCAUUGUCCGACUCGGACAACAAGCUCAGCAUGAUAUUGGGGCUGGAAGCCGCAUUGGCUUUCAUGGUCGGCUUCAGGGCGCUGUUCGAGUCACGGCGAAUGGAGAACAAGGCGCAAGACCCCAAGCAGUGGGGUAGCAUUCUGCCAUUACUUGCCGUCAUGCGUCACGAUGUGCGAAAGAGCAGGCCGCUGGAGGCGCUGUUUUGGCAGUUGCAGGGCGUGAUUUAUGAGGAGCUCAUCAAGUGCUACUGGUCCCUCGACCCGGCGUCUCACGCAGUGCAGAUGAUCAACUCGGAACGAUCCCGGUCCGCUGUGUGGAAAUCAGCCUUUGACGCCGCUGAGCGCGUUGAGGCAUCUGCGAUGCGCACCAACAUGGGCCCGUGGACGAGCGUGGAGGAUGCGGUGUCGUCGUCAUUGAAGGUCAUGCGCCGGUGGACGCAAGAGGAAAACGUCUCGUGGCGGGCCGAGGUCACUGUAUCAGCCGCCAACGGAACGUUGUCAUAGGAUGCCGACGAAGGCAAGAAGUCGGUGGAGAGCCAGGUCGAUAACGACACUUCCUUUACUGUGACGGAGAGCUCAUCGCCCUCGCACGACGCGAGCACCACGGUCCACGAGACAGGAGGAGAAGGGCAUUAGGGGGGCCUGGCGGGUGGGGACUCCCUGAAUUGAUUGUAUUAUGAGGCAGCCUCUAUUCUCUGGCCCACUAUGUAAUGGGCAGGGAGUAGACAGCGGCGAGCACACACCGGCGGCCAGUCGGCCUCGGAGUCUGGGGUUGGAUUGCGGGACAUUUUGCGGAGCACAGCCCAGCCGUGUUGUGUGAAUAAGCAAUUGUAUGAGAAGACCAAAUCUCUUGAGCUCAAUGAGGGUUUUACGAACGACCUUCACUUGUUAAAUGUGCAUAAUCAUCAAACUCGGACUGUGAGAGCUUCCCAUCGCCGGCUGCAAGCUUGGCUUCCUACGGUAUAAGAAAGGGCUCUCUGCAUGUGUAUGUGUGAACGGAGUUGGAUGUACUUCUCUUCCAAUACGCACAGAGGAUAACCCCGUCCGAGUGCGUGGGUAUAUGUAUAUGUUCGUGUUGCCGCUACCUUUUGCUCUCUCCCUUGCUCCGAUACCCUACAUCGCGUCAUUGCCAUGGCCGGAAGGACGGGGGGGCCCCUCUCAUCUCCUCUAGAGUAGGUUCCGUACGGAAACCAAUGCGCGCGAGGAAGUUAUGCGAGAGCAGCAACGUUAUACACAUAUGUCCUCGAAUCCAGACCGAUGAGGUACCGUUACUGAGAGGCUCGACUUCGUGAUGUGUGUGGCAUGAUGUGUAUGAUCAAAUCGGCGAUCCCAGUCAAGGCGGGAGAGACGACCCCGCACCAAAAUCCAACCCCUCACACAGCUCGAACACACACCAGCCAGCCAGACUGAUGGACCUCUAAGCAUGGUCUGACAACAGGACAUGUGCUUUCUUACAGCAUUCGAUCGAUAAAAGUCACCAUAAGCGUGGGCUGUGAUGGGUAGGCAUAAUCUAUUUCAUA
This is a messenger RNA of Colletotrichum destructivum, 4570 nucleotides long. RefSeq lists its product as uncharacterized. The coding region runs from base 1263 to 3554 and encodes 763 amino acids. The record is from RefSeq and is a predicted model, not a curated record. NCBI's taxonomy places the organism in Eukaryota, Fungi, Ascomycota, Sordariomycetes, Glomerellales, Glomerellaceae. The transcript is spliced from 2 exons.